Rhopalosiphum padi (bird cherry-oat aphid) is the source of this 1938-nucleotide messenger RNA. RefSeq names its product glutathione synthetase-like. Gene Ontology annotation, biological process: glutathione biosynthetic process. Gene Ontology annotation, cellular component: cytosol. The record is from RefSeq and is a predicted model, not a curated record. Gene Ontology annotation, molecular function: ATP binding; glutathione synthase activity; glutathione binding. NCBI's taxonomy places the organism in Eukaryota, Metazoa, Arthropoda, Insecta, Hemiptera, Aphididae. Bases 342 to 1799 code for a protein of 485 amino acids. The transcript has 13 exons.
CUACUAGCUAGUUAGGAGCUCGGCCGCUCGGCGCUAAAGCUUUAAAUAUUUCCAAAUAAUUUCAAUUUUACUUUUACGUUUUAACAAAUAUUAUAUAUUUUAUUUGUUGUAAAAUUUGUUUUUACAUAAUUAAUAUUAAUAAAAUAUUAAAAUAAUAGAUUUAGAAUAAAAACAAAGUUAAAAUUAAGCAGAAGACUUUAGGUUUAGGUAAUAAGACUCAAAAGGACUUCAUACCACCAAUUUGUAUGUUUGUAUACAUUCAUAUACAGAAACAUAUUCAUUGUGAUAACUCGUUUUAGGUGUGGAUUCAAAACUGUGAGCGCACAUCAAUACAUCAUAAAAUGGCAGCAAAUUUAAAUCCAUGUAUAUCACUUCCAAUUAAUUUGGGUGAAAAUGAUUUUCAAGAUCUUGUACAGAAGGUUAAAGAUUGGACCAUCAUGCAUGGAGGUGGUAUGAGGUCAAAGACACAAUUCUCGUAUGAUUCUUUAACCGUGGUACCAUUUACACUAUUACCAUCAGUUUUUCCACGAUCUGAAUUCCAAAAAGCAGUUGCAAUACAACCAGCGCUGAAUGAGCUUACACAUCGAGUAUCUAAUGAUCAUGAAUUUUUAUAUUCAUGUCUAGAAAAAACAAUAGAAGUUGAUGAAUUUACACGUAAUUUAUUUAAAUUAUAUGAAACUACAAGGAAUGAAGGUUUUACGCAGCGCUUGAGCCUGGGAAUAUUGCGCUCAGACAUCAUGCAGGAAAAGGAAGCAAGCGAUGAUCGCAUCAAACAAGUUGAAAUGAACACAAUUGCUAGCGGAUUUGGUUGGCUUGGUAUCGUUUCCGGGGACAUUCACAGGUUUGUAUUUCAACAGUUGGGAAUGUUGGAUAAAUUGAACGUGUUACCCGAAAAUAAUGCAUUACAAGGUCUGACUUCAGCGAUUAUUAAAGCUUGGGAACUGUUCAACGAAAAAGAUUCAGCUAUCUUGGUAAUUAUUGAAAAUCAACCAAUGAACAUCUGCGACCAACGUUUUCACCAAUUCGAAAUAGCUCGCCAAAGACCAGAAGUUAAAGUCAUCGUCAAAACGCUGACACAGAUGUCUAAUGAAGCAACGCUAUCUGAUUCUAAAGGCCUAUUUGUCCAAGGGAAAAAAGUCGCUGUUGUGUACUACAGGGCCGGUUAUUCGCCUAAUCAUUAUUUCGGCGAGGCCGAAUGGUCCGCACGUUUGAUGAUUGAACGUUCAACAGCUAUCAAAUGCCCAAAUAUUCAAUAUCAUUUGGCGGGAACUAAAAAAGUACAACAAGCUUUGGCGACUCCAGGAACGCUAGAACGUUUUGUUAAAGACCCUCAAAAAGUUGCCGAAAUCCGAAAAGUGUUCACGGGAUUGUAUGCCCUUGACUUGGAUGAAAAUGGAGACAAAGCCAUCAAAAUGGCUUUAGAUGCGCCGGAUCGGUUCGUGUUGAAACCACAAAGAGAAGGCGGAGGCAACAAUUUGUACGGAGAAGAUAUAAGAAAAAAACUUAUGAGCUGCAUGAAAAGCAAAGAACGAUCAGCUUGGAUUUUGAUGGACAAAAUAAAUCCUCCCGUUCAAAAAAAUUACCUAAUUAGACCUAACCAGGAUUUUGAGAAAAACUCAGCUCUGUGCGAAGUUGUAUCUGAGAUGGGUAUCUUUGGUAUCAUAUUAUGUGACGGUGAUGAAAUAUUGAUCAACAAACAAGUGGGACAUAUGAUGCGCACAAAACUGACAUCGUGCAAUGAGGGUGGUGUUCAUGCUGGUGAUGGUGUUUUGGACAGCCCAUUCCUCAUCGAUGAUUAGAACUACCCAAAAAUAUGAACAAAUAAUGGGAAAAUGGAACAUAAAAAUAAAAAUGUUAUUACUGUUAUAUUUUUAAUAUUAUAUGUUAAUUUUGUGCAAAUGUUACCAAUAAAUAUUUAUUUAUUUGUGAAAUACUUAA